This is a messenger RNA of Cynara cardunculus var. scolymus (artichoke), 717 nucleotides long. RefSeq names its product 40S ribosomal protein S17-like. Gene Ontology annotation, cellular component: ribosome. Gene Ontology annotation, molecular function: structural constituent of ribosome. Bases 82 to 531 code for a protein of 149 amino acids. Lineage: Eukaryota; Viridiplantae; Streptophyta; Magnoliopsida; Asterales; Asteraceae. Gene Ontology annotation, biological process: translation. The transcript has a single exon. The record is from RefSeq and is a predicted model, not a curated record.
CUUCAAACCCUAUCCUUUCUUUCUCCUCGUUUUCCCUGAGCAAACCCUGCCGACGCCGCCUCUUCUUCUCCGUCGACAACCAUGGGUCGCGUCCGUACCAAAACCGUCAAGAAAUCGUCUCGCCUUGUAAUCGAGCGUUACUACUCGAAAAUGACGCUGGAUUUUCACACCAACAAGAAAAUCUUGGAAGAAGUUGCCAUCAUUCCGUCAAAGCGCCUCCGCAACAAGAUUGCCGGAUUCUCUACUCACUUGAUGAAGCGCAUCCAGAAGGGUCCGGUGAGAGGCAUCUCGCUCAAGCUACAGGAGGAGGAGAGAGAGCGCCGUAUGGACUUUGUUCCCGACGAAUCUGCCAUCAAGACUGACCGUAUUGAGGUUGAUAAGGAGACUAUUGACUUGCUUGCGUCUUUGGGCAUGAGCGAGCUACCUGGGAUUGUGCUUAAGGAGGACACUCCUUUGAUUUCCACAUCGAUACCGGGAGCUUUCGGCGGUGGUCGUGGUGGAUAUGGCGGUGGAGCUGGAAGGAGGUACUGAUGAAUGGUGCUUAUUUUUCCGGUUUUUUAAUGGGUAAUUUGUUGUUUACAGUCUUACAUUAUCUAUGUGUUCUCUGUUAGGGUUUUGGUAAACGCUAUAAUGAUUUGAAUGUUUGAAGAAAUGAGUUGUCUUUUACUUUAAGUUGGAUUGAAUUUAAGCAAUCAAAGUUUCUAUUUUGUGCUAGCC